CGCGCCCGGGCGGCCCGAUGGGGUAAUCGAGGGUUUCGGGGACGCCGAGCGGCACUUUCCUCUCCCCAGCGCGUGAGGGAGGGCAGUCGGCGGCUCUAGCGCCCGGCCACUUUCCCUGCGCGAUUCCGCGAGCUCCCUGCAGGAGGAGAAAGUCCCCGGCGGGUCCGGAUGGCGUAGUCGCGGCCGCCGCGCGCUGGGCGGGGAAAGUUUGCUCUGCGCUCCUCGGACUCGCCGCGAGUGGGUCUCCGCUCCACACGCCGCCUGCGAGGCAAUUUGAAAAUUACAAAGAGGGAUUUUAAGACCACUUCUGAUUUGCAAAGCCUGUCUGCUGACUGAAGAACAUCAGUCUGAGGUGACUGGACGAGACGCAGUGUUGGAGAAUUAAAAUGACUUCCCAGUGUGUGGUCACCGUGUUUGCCCUCAUGAGCUCCUAUUUAGCCACAGCAGGUCCGGAGCUCGGCAUCCGGUGUGAACUGUCGCCUGUCAAUGCCUCCCAUCCCGUCCAGGCCUUGAUGGAGAGCUUCACGGUCUUGUCAGGCUGCGCCAGCAGAGGCACAAUGGGGCUGCCGCAGGAGGUACACGUCCUGAACCUCCGCACCGGGGACCAGGGGCCCGGCCAGCCGCAGAGAGAGGUCACUCUGCACCUGAACCCCAUUUCCUCCGUACACAUACACCACAAGCCUGUUGUGUUCCUUCUCAACUCCCCGCAGCCACUGGUCUGGCGUCUGAAGACAGAGAGACUUGCCACUGGAGUCUCCAGGCUUUUCUUGGUGUCUGAGGGUUCUGUGGUCCAGUUUUCAUCAGGAAACUUCUCCCUGACAGCAGAGACAGAAGAAAGGAACUUUCCCCAUGGAAAUGAACAUCUGCUAAAUUGGGCCCGAAAGGAGUAUGGAGCAGUUACUUCAUUCACGGAACUCAAGAUAGCAAGAAACAUUUAUAUUAAAGUGGGGGAAGAUCAAGUCUUCCCUCCCACAUGCAACAUAGGCAAGAAUUUUCUCUCGCUCAACUACCUUGCUGAGUACCUGCAGCCCAAAGCAGCAGAAGGAUGUGUGAUGUCCAGCCAGCCCCGGGACAAGGAAGUACACAUCAUUGAGUUACUUGCCCCCAACUCGAACCCCUACAGUGCUUUCCAGGUGGAUAUAAUAAUUGACAUAAGACCUUCUCAAGAGGAUCCUGAGGUGGUCAAAAAUCUCAUCCUGAUCUUGAAGUGCAAAAAAUCAGUCAACUGGGUGAUCAAAUCUUUUGAUGUUAAAGGAAACCUGAAAGUUAUUGCUCCCAACAGUAUUGGCUUUGGGAAAGAGAGUGAACGAUCCAUGACAAUGACCAAAUUGAUAAGAGACGACAUUCCUUCAACCCAGGGGAAGCUGAUCAGGUGGGCUUUGGACAAUGGCUAUAGUCCAGUAACAUCGUACACAAUGGCUCCUGUGGCUAAUAGAUUUCACCUUCAGCUUGACAACAAUGAGGAAAUGGGAGAUGAGGAAGUUCACACCAUCCCUCCUGAGCUGCGGAUCCUGCUGGACCCUGGCACCCUGCCCGCCCUGCAGAACCCACCUGUCCGGCCAGGGGGAGGCCGAAUUGGAGGCCUCCCGUUUCCUUUCCCUGAUAUCUCCCAGAGAGGCUGGAAGGAAGGGGGAGAAGAUGGCCGGCCGAAGGACCCUGUCCUCCCCAGCAUACAGCUGUUCCCUGGCCCCCGAGAGCCGGAAGAGGUGCAAGGGAGGAUGGAUAUUGCCCUGUCAGUCACAUGUGACAAUGAGAAGAUGAUGGUGGCUGUAGAAAAAGAUUCUUUUCAGGCCAGUGGCUACUCAGGGAUGGAACUCACCUUGCUGGAUCCUACCUGCAAGGCCAGGAUGAAUGGCACCCACUUCAUUUUGGAGUCUCCCCUAAACGGCUGCGGCACUCGGCACGGGCGGUCAGCCCCUGACGGUGUAGUUUACUAUAACUCGAUUGUGAUACAGAUUCCUUCGCCUGGGGAUAGCAGUGGUUGGCCAGAUGGUUAUGAAGAUCUGGAGUCAGGUGAUAAUGGAUUUCCGGGGGACAUGGAUGAAGGAGACGCUGCCUUAUUCAGCCGACCAGAGAUCGUGGUGUUUAAUUGCAGCCUAAGGCAGGCGGGGACUCCCAGCAGCUUCCAGGACCAGCUCCACGGAAACAUCACCUUCAACAUGGAGCUCUACAACACUGACCUCUUUCUGGUGCCCUCCCAGGGGGUCUUCUCAGUGGCAGAGAAUGGACACGUUUAUGUUGAGGUAUCUGUUACAAAGGCUGACCAGGAGCUGGGAUUCGCUAUCCAAACAUGCUUUAUCUCUCCGUAUUCAAACCCUGAUAGGAUGUCUGAUUAUACCAUCAUUGAGAAUAUUUGUCCUAAAGAUGAAUCUGUGAAAUUCUACAGUACCAAGAGAGUGCACUUCCCCAUCCCACAAGCUGAGAUGGAUAAGAAGCGAUUCAGCUUUGUCUUCAAGCCCGUCUUCAACACCUCGCUGCUCUUCCUUCAGUGUGAGCUGACGCUGUGUACCAAGAAGAAGGAGCCCCAGAAGUUGCCUAAGUGUGUGCCUCCCGAUGAAGCCUGCACCUCUCUGGACGCUUCGAUGAUCUGGGCCAUGAUGCAGAAUAAGAAGACGUUCACCAAGCCCCUUGCUGUGAUCCACCAUGAAGGAGAACCUAGAGGAAAAGGUCCAAGCAUUAAAGAACCAAAUUCAAUUUCUCCACCGAUUUUCCAUGGUCUGGACACCCUGACUGUGAUGGGCAUUGCGUUUGCAGCGUUUGUGAUCGGAGCACUCCUGACUGGGGCCUUGUGGUACAUCUAUUCCCACACAGGGGAGACAGCAGGGAGACAGCAAGUCCCCACCUCCCCACCGGCGUCAGAAAACAGCAGCGCAGCCCACAGCAUCGGCAGCACACAGAGCACGCCCUGCUCCAGCAGCAGCACCGCCUAACCCAGCCCAGCCCAGCCCAGCUCAGCCACUACCAAGGGCAGGGCCUGAUGGCUGAGCCUCCAGGCUCAGGAGGCUGGAUUUUGGUCCCCUUGUAAAGAGAGACUGAACGUCAGUGUAAAGACCACCCAUUGUAUUCACCCCCCACCCAGGGCUAAUGUAUUAUAGAAUCCAGGUGAGAAAGCUAAGGUGGUGGCCCUUUCCACCAACCCUCACAGGCCUGGGGGUUUUCAAUGUGAAACACGUGCCAGUUUUUAAAAUGCUGCUUUGCCCAGGUGAGAACAUCAUAAUUUGGGGCUCUGAGUUUUACCUAGACUCAAGGAGCUGGUAAAAGGACAAUAGCCAGAUGGUAGAACCAGUGAGGAGAUGUAGCCAAAGAUUCUUUUAUAACUGAACCAAGAUAGAAAACAAAAGAAAUGCUUUAAGGCUCUAUAAGUGUUCCUCCGUGUCUAACUCUCACCUUCCUCCAGAGGCACACUCCUGACCUCACGGCCACACCCGGUGGGGUCUCACGUGAUGAGUGCUGCCCUGGGGACUGCAUCCUGACUUGCAUGGAAGCAACAUUCCUUCUUUAGAGCCCUGGGCCAAAACCAAUGCUGGUUACCUGCUCAGCUUCCUGUUUAUCCCCUUCUCCCACACACCGACUGCAAAAAAAUGUUUCCGUGCAAAUUUUGUAUUUUUUACAGGCAUAUAGAAAUUGAAACGGUCAAAAUCUGGUAGUACAGAUUUGUUCUGAAAAAUUGAUGGAUAAAUUGAGGCAAAAUUCCAUUGUAAAGUCAGGGAGGAAUUUGCCCAGUGAUAUAUUUGCGUGUGUGUGUGUCUGUGUGUGUAAGUACAAAUAUAUACAUGUCAUCUGGCACAUUCGUUUUCUCAGUUGAAGAAGAGAAAAUUCAUUCCCCUUUCAAAAAUAUUCUGUUUUCAGAGUUGCAACUUUUUUUUUUUUUUUUUUUUUUGAGACAGUCUCAUUGGGUCGCCCUUGGUAGAGUGCUAUUGCAUCAUAGCUCACAGGAACCUCAAACUCUUGGGCUCAAGUGAUUCUCUUGCCUCAGCCUCCUAAGUAGCUGGGGCUACAGGCACCUGCCACAAUGCUUGGCUAUUUUUAGAGACAGGGGUCUCACUCACUCAGGCUGGUCUAGAACUCCUCAGCUCAGGCCAUCUACCCACCUCAGCCUCCCAGAGUGCUGGGAUUAAAAGCAUGAGCCACCACACCUGGCUCAGAGUUGCAACUCUUAUUCUUAACUAUAUUGGGAAGAUGAAUGUUUCUACUCAAAACCUGUUGAUCUUCUUAAUAAUAGGCCCUUUUGUAGAAAAAUGCAAAUGCCUGGCAGAUCCCUUGGAUCCCAGUUGGGGUUAUCUGAAUAGUGUCACCAAUUCUGUGGAAACAGUGCUGUGAUAGUGAAAAGGGCACUCAUUUGGAUCACUUUAGUUCACUUGCCUUAAUAUAUAUCCCAAACUCAGAAAAGAUUUGAGGUGAAUUUUAUUAAACAGAAUAAUAUGCCACUUUGUAGCUAAAAUAAGCUUAGUGAUACCUCUAUGUUCAAAAAGAAUGCAGGGGAAACUUCCAGGCCGAAUCAUUUAUUGCCGAAGAUGGCUUCAUUACAAAUUAUUUAGUAUUCUUUUUCCAAACUCCCCCCAAAUGACUUAGAAUUUCAUAAGUAGAACAAAUUAGAUCUUACUGCAAAAUGUACAUAAGCAAAUCUCACUGCUCUUAAGGAAGCUGUGUCUGGUUCUCUGUAAAUGGAACCUCCAGUAGAAAAUGUUAAUGAAACCGAAACCUUAAGGCAGUGUCUACACAGCAAACAGGUAGGUGGAGAGUGGUGGUCGUUAUUGCCCAAUGUGACUGGUGUGAUGUAGACAUUCAAUGGUUCUAAUUUUAACCAAAACAGAUUACUUUAGGCCUGAGGUUUUUCAGUCUAUCAAUAUAUUGAUGUAUUGAAAAUUUUUCACAUAUCCCCAUAUGAAUGAAGAAGAUGGGAGGUUAGAGAAUUUGUUCCCUUUAAUAUUUUUUUUAAUAUAAAGGUAUCAGAGUGGAGGAUAUAGAUUACGCUACCUGUGUUUAAAAAUAAUGCGCUUUGCCUAACCUUCAGCAGAAUGUAUUGUCUUAGCAUAUUCUAUGUAUAAAAAGUUUAAAGAUGUCUUCAAAGAAGACAAAGAGUCUUUAAGUCACUUAUAGCUAUAUUUUACUACAAAAAAUUGUGUAUAAAGAUAUAUUUAAGUGUUUUAGAUAAAUUUAAGUUACCCCAUAUGAAAUGUUUAAUUUCAGCUACUGUGAAUUCUUUUGAUCAGACCUUUGCUCUUUUACCAACCCUUUUCCAUCUUGUUAAAAAGAAAAUUAGCUAUUAGGAGGUAUUGAAAGAUCACUUUCUUAGAUGGGCGGGGUUAAAACCUUCUGUAAUAUAUUUAAAUAUAUAUUUUUAAGAGAGAUGCUACAUUGCCAGUGAUUUUAUAAAUAAUUUAAAAUUAACAAAUUCAUAAAUGCAAACCAAAAGAUUUUUUUAAAAGAGAGAGAAAAAAAUUAUCUUUUAUUUGUUUGGGUCUCAUUGUCAGAAGUGUUAUUCAGAUCAAGAAAUCCAUGUUCAUGAAACCCAACCCCAUAUUGAAGAGUGAAUGUAUUUCUGAAAUGUUUCGAAAAGAAUCAAUGUUUUAAGAAUAGGGCGUUUUCUCCCUAGCUUCUCAUUGCAGCAUUUCUGAUUACUUCAGACUUCACAGUUUUAAUACAAAGUACAAGCUCUGCUUUAAUAACAUGCUGUUAUUCAAGUUCAAGUUUCUUUAAAAACUAUCGUUACAUUUCAGUGGAACCCAUCUAUCUGUCUGGUCUUCUGUUCUUUCUGCAGGCUCCACCCUUAAUUUGCAGAGGCCAUUUUGUUUUACUUGUUUGAUGCGAAAGCUGUGUUUGAAAUGCUUUAAACUCAAAGGCAAAUUGUCUGUGUGAUCUGCUAUAUUUUCACCAUGUGGUGUUUACCAGCUGGUACUCUGUAUUUUAAAAAGCCAGAGAUUCCUUCUAUCUAAACUGUUUCUAUAGCAUUUUCUAAACAACAAAAAAAAAAAACAUGGCCUUUUCCUUGUCUCGUAAUAAGAUUAUAAAUCUGUUUCCUGCACAUGUUCUUAGAAGGCAUGAUUGUGAGUGUGUGUGUGGGGCGCGUGUGCCAGCCUCUUCAUACUGUAACUACCUCAUGGUUUGAAUGGUGAUUGUACUGCUGGUUCUGGUAACAGAGCAUAUUUUGUUGGGUGAGUCCUGUACGUGAUUUUUUUUCCCUGUUUGUUUUAUCUGGGGGUUGUUCAUAAAACUGACAGAUGUUUUUCUUAAAAAGACUAUUAUCAGUUUCCAAAUACAAUACUUCUCUCUUCUGGUUUUUCCUGAAUGAGCCUGAUUUUGUUGCUGUUUUUCAUCAUGUAUGAGGGGUACAAAGAGUACCCUUAAAUUCCUGUGGCCAGUUGGAACACCCCUGCUGUAUCCUUUUUCCUGUUCAGUGUGUCAGCUAUUUCGUGAACAUGCUUAGAUGUAUAGUUUUGAUAACCACAGUUUUAAGUCCUUAAUCUGUGCAUAAUAAAAAGAUAUAUAUCAAUUAUUAAUA
Nycticebus coucang (slow loris) is the source of this 6502-nucleotide messenger RNA. RefSeq names its product transforming growth factor beta receptor 3 (gene TGFBR3). The record is from RefSeq and is a predicted model, not a curated record. NCBI's taxonomy places the organism in Eukaryota, Metazoa, Chordata, Mammalia, Primates, Lorisidae. Bases 387 to 2930 code for a protein of 847 amino acids. The transcript has 17 exons.